CAGUAGCCUCUCGAUUUCGCCUCUCUCCAAGGAAACGGCAAUGGGGUUGGUGCUGAAUGCAGCGGUGGGGAGAGGAUGGACGACUGGUUCGGGGCUGGAAGGUCCUCCUGUUCCUGCAGAGACAGAGUCGAGCUCAGAGGACACCUCCACAUUACCAUUUUCGCUCUUCACCAAGUCUCCUCGGAGGAGGAUGCUUGUUGCAUUCACGUGUAACAUCUGUAGGCAACGGACAACCCGGGCAAUCAAUCCUCAUGCAUAUACAGACGGGACGGUCUUCGUGCAGUGUUGUGGAUGCAAUGCAUAUCACAAGCUUGUGGAUAAUCUUAACUUGUUUCACGAGAUGAACUGCUAUAUUAAUUCCAGUUUCAACUACAGUGGCCCUAACCUGGAUGUAAAUUUCAACUUUCUUGAUGGUGAUGAUGGCGAAGAUGACUUGUUCUCUCCUUGAUGAGGCAAGUUUUGUGCUUUGAACAGCUGUAUAGUCUACAAUACACAUACAGCAAAAUCCAAUUAGCUGUAAUUUCUAAUUCAUGUGAAUAUUCAGUAGAUAUUUAUAUGAUCAUGUCUUCUGAGUAAAGCUGGAACGUGCAUGAUGUUA
Molecule: messenger RNA, 598 nt
Organism: Eucalyptus grandis
Lineage: Eukaryota; Viridiplantae; Streptophyta; Magnoliopsida; Myrtales; Myrtaceae
Product: DNL-type zinc finger protein
Exons: 3
Coding region: 41-448 (135 amino acids)
Biological process (GO): protein stabilization; protein folding; protein import into mitochondrial matrix
Cellular component (GO): mitochondrion
Molecular function (GO): zinc ion binding; protein-folding chaperone binding
Source: RefSeq, a predicted model, not a curated record